AUGGCCCCCGAACCGUGCAAGCAGCCGGCGCUGACGCCAAAGUACCACGACGUCGUCAUCGUCGGCGCGGGCGUCAGCGGCAUCUGCAUGGCCUGCCAGCUGCGCCGCAAGUACAACAUCACCGACGUAAAGAUUCUCGACAAGCUCGACGGCAUGGCCGGCACCUGGAAGGUCAACACCUACCCGGGCUGCGGCUGCGACGUCCCCGCGCCCGUCUACUCGUACUCGUUUGCCCAAAAGGGCGACUGGUCCACCUUCUACCCAAAGCAGGACGAGCUCCGCCGCUACUUUGAGACGGUCGCCGCCCAGCACGACCUCGGACCCGCGUUCCACUUCAAGACCGUCGUCCGCGAGAGCCGCUUCGACGUCGACACGGGCCUCUGGCACGUCUGGACAGAGGACCUCGACGGAGACAAGCAGACGCACCACUACGUCUGCAAGCUCCUCGUCUCGGCCGUCGGCGGCCUCUCGGAGCCCAACAAGUGCGACAUCGAGGGGCACGAGACCUUCAAGGGCCCGCUCUUCCACUCGGCCCGCUGGGACCACUCGGUCCAGACCGACGGCAAGGACGUCGUCGUCGUGGGCAAUGGGUGCUCGGCCACCCAGUUUGUCCCCGAGAUUGCAAGGGGUGCAAAGUCGGUGACGCAGUUUGUCCGCAGCAAGCACUGGUACGCGCCCGUGCCCAAGAAUCCCUUCGACAAGGUUCCCGGCUGGCGCUGGCUCGUCCGCCACGUGCCCGCCAUUCGCGCGCUGCAGCGCUUCCUGAUCUGGGUGGUGCUCGAGUCGCACUUUAGCCUCCUCUUCCUCAACCCGUACGGCGCCUUUAAGCGGUGGCGGUGGGCGCGGCUGUGCAUCGCCCACGCCAAAAAGAUGGCGCCCAAGGAGUACUGGACCACGCUCAUCCCCAAGCCCGACGAGGUCGUCGUGGGCUGCAAGCGGCGCAUCCUCGACAACAAGUACCUGCCCAGCCUCAAGCUGCCGCACGUGCGCCUCGAGACGUCGAAGCUGGUGCGCAUCGAAGAGUCGCACGUCGUCUGCGCCGACGGCCGCCGCAUCGAGGCCGACGUCAUCAUCCUCGCCAACGGCUUCAACACCCAGGCCGCCGGCUUCCCCAUGCGCAUCGUCGGCGCCGAGCGCGAGAUGCGCGAGCACUGGAACCGCUUCGGCGGCGGCGGCCCGCUCAACUACCGCUCCAGCCUCAACGCCGGCUUCCCCAACCUGGGCAGCCUCAACGCCGCCAACUCGGCCACGGGCCACAUGUCGGUCAUUUUCACGUCCGAGUGCCAGGUCCUCUACUUGCUCGAGGUGGCCAAGCCCGUGCUGGCCGCCGCCCGGCCCGCCCAGGCGGCCAUCGACCACAUGCCGGGCACGCCCGCCUCGGACGAGGUGCGCCGCGCAAAGAUCCCCACGUUUGAGGUCAAGCUGCAGGCCGAGCUCGACGAGCAGCACUGGAUCGCCAAGGCCAUGUCCAAGCUCGUCUUCACCACGGGCUGCGGCUCGUGGUACGUCGACCAGACCAGCGGCCGCGUCACGGCGCUCCACCCAGACUGGCAGUGGAAGUUCAUGAUCCGCUCCCUCUUCCCGAAAUGGUCCGACAUCGCCUACACCGGCCUGCGCAACGGCAAGUCGCACCCCGACGGCGUGCCGUGGUGGAAGCUCGUCGGUGACCGCAUCGGCCUCGGACACACGCCCUACGUCUCGCCGAAGGAGACGCCCCAGAUUGACCGCAAGAGCAUGGGCGCGUGA
Molecule: messenger RNA, 1746 nt
Organism: Pseudozyma flocculosa PF-1
Lineage: Eukaryota; Fungi; Basidiomycota; Ustilaginomycetes; Ustilaginales; Ustilaginaceae
Exons: 1
Coding region: 1-1746 (581 amino acids)
Molecular function (GO): NADP binding; N,N-dimethylaniline monooxygenase activity; flavin adenine dinucleotide binding
Source: RefSeq, a predicted model, not a curated record